UGCAGAUUGACCAAUAAAAUCAUCGAAACUCUCUUUUGUCAUCUCCAACCACCGGCCAGGUUUGAUGUCAACGAAAAUCUGUGGCAUGAUUGCCGCGCGCCUUUGUCAGAUUCUCCAGCUGACGUCGUCGUUAGAAGAAAGCUUGUAAGAAGGCUAAAGCUACUUUGCUGCAGAAUUCGGCGUAGGCUAGUCAGCCGGCUGGCUUAUGCAAGUGCGCCGGUGAAGCACGCGCGUAGGCUACCUAGGCUGCCUAGGCUACGGCACCUCACCAGCCAAAGCUAACGCUAUGAAAGAACCAGCGUGUUCUAUAAGUUCUUCAUUUCACGAAUAUCCUCCCACCAUCCAACAAGUAGUUUUCCGUUUGCUUCCAUUGAUUUUGAAUUUGCCACCUCGACAAAUACGAUUUCUCCCUGUUGUCCUGGCAAUCAUUAGAUUCGUUUGCCUCUCAUUUAGUGUGUCACCACCUUCAUUCUAGUUUCAGUUUCAUCACUUUCCAAUAACGUCUGAACAUGGCUCUUAUUGAAACCCUUAUUUGCCGUUCUGAUCAACCAGGCCAGAGCAGCGUCCUUGGCAUUUUGGAAGACUCGCCAGAAUGAACCUGAAACCCACUCGGAUGGGCAAAGAGGCGUGGAUCGGGAGCAAGGAGAAGAACCGGAUCAGACCUCCUCAGCGCAAUUCCCUACCCUCCAUUCCUUGCUUUACUCGCCACAAUUCUGGACGCAAGCUUUACUUGCCAUCAAUUACCUGAGCACAUGGAGUACGUUGGACGAUCAAAAUGUGGCCCAAGAUGAUCUGGUCCCCUUGGUUCGACCCUGGUCAGAUCAUCAAGUACAUGAUCUGCUUGGACAAUUGGUCCCUGACCCAGUGGUUGCCGCCCAAAUGGCCCCCCUUCCCGAAGAGCCUGUGGAACCUCUCAAUAACAAGGAAGUGCCCGAUUACAUUGUUGAGGGGACGAUACGAGCUCAAAGGAAGAAUUCAAACAGCUCCGUUUUCUACGUGGUAAAUGAUCAAGACCAAAUCAUCGUCAACCAAGAGACGAACAGGCCAAAAGUUAUUUGUUACAAAUGCUUCAAGGAAUUGCAAGAUGAACACUCCAUUUAUCGGCAUUUGCAAAUCCACGACAAGUCCAACCGUCACCAAUGCCCCAUCUGUGCCAGUAGUCACGUUCAAAGAUACAAUUUGAGGAUCCAUAUGGAGACCCACAUUGGGAUGGACGUGCCUCAGGAAAUCAAGGACACUUUGCCCCACGAUUUCCGGGGCAUUAUCGACGGCGAUCCGGAUAUUAUCAACCCUGAAAAGUUUCAAAAGAAACUUGCCCGAGCCUUGAAGAAGAGGAUCAAGACCACUACUUGCAUCGAAACUAUUCAAAGUCUUCAAAGCAAGCUAUUAUCCUUGGAACAUGGGAAGGCGUGAUAAUAAAAUGGAAUGACCAAUUUGGUGCUUGACUGAUUACAUUCAAUUACGGAUAGCACGAUCUAGAAUGAUUAGGAAGCAAAAGGCCAAAAAUAGUAUGUUUUUACAUAUUUCAAUAGUCAAUUUUGAUGAAAAUAUGCGACUCAAAAUGAUCAAGCAAUUCUUUUCACAAAUGUUGCUCUUUGCCCAGGUUUUUGAUAUUUUGAAUCCAACCCUGUCAUUUUGAUUCGCUGCAAGAUAUCCUAAUUAAAGAAUCCAUAUUCCCUUUGCAACCCUUCAUGUUGACCACUUUGAUUUUUUGAAAUUCCCGUACUCCAAAGGAAACUUUUAGACGCUAACCAGAUCUACAGACUGGAAACCAAAAACUGAUGCGGGACAUGAAUCUGCCUAACGGAAUUUGGAAAUGGACGAUGUAAUGGCUGGCUUCGCUGGCGGG
Tigriopus californicus is the source of this 1849-nucleotide messenger RNA. RefSeq lists its product as uncharacterized. The transcript has 3 exons. The record is from RefSeq and is a predicted model, not a curated record. The coding region runs from base 880 to 1413 and encodes 177 amino acids. NCBI's taxonomy places the organism in Eukaryota, Metazoa, Arthropoda, Copepoda, Harpacticoida, Harpacticidae.